UGCAUGUAAGAUAACACUUUCCUGUAAUAAAACAAAAAAAAACUUAGUAAGGUAACUAAUAAAGUUGAGUUAAUAACAUAAGAUCAAUAUAAUAUCCGUAUUUAGCCGUUAACCGAGAGUGAGAUGUGACAUGCACGCGCCACCAAGCUAGUAUAUUUACUCUGUUCUCGAAAAACAAACUCCAAACCAAAAUAAAAAGCUUCUCUCUCUCUCUUCUCUCUCUUUUCUUUAGAUCUAUGGCUUCUGCUUGCGUCAACAAUGUUAGUGUCUCCGCUUACGGAUGUUUCAACCCUCGAGCUUCUUCCUCCUUCAGCCGUGAAGACGCUCGGAGCUCUGGAUCCUCCUCGUCGGAGAUAAAGAAGCUGAUUCCUUCCAAGACAGAGGAAGAGUUCGAGUUCAGACACGAGAUUCCUGUCGGAAUGCUACCCGCCGACGAGCUUUUCUCCGAUGGUAAACUCAUGACGAAGGUGACUGCGGCGGUGGAAGUAGAGACGGAGGUCACCGGAGAAGAUGGUUGCUUGGUUUCUUCUCCCAAGGCGCCACGGUGUUCGAGUAAAAAAUGGAGAGAGCUCUUAGGACUAAAACGGUUCUCUCAAACGGCGUCGUUUAAACAGUUUUUAAACCGGGGAUCCAAAACGACGUCGUCUUCUGAUGCUGGUUCAUUAAUAAAUCUUCCUCUCCUCUCAGACAGCGAAUCUCUCUCCCUCUCCUCUUCACGUAUGUCUUUAUCAUCUUCCUCCUCUUCAAGCCACGACCACGAGGACACCACACCGAGGCUAUCACUCGACGCGGAGAGACUCAACCACCUCGCUAACCAUCAUAACAUCACGGCGAACCCGUUCGCUCCCGCUCGGCCGAGAAUGAGGUUAGUGAAGAAGCCUAGUGAUCGAGAAGAAGUCUCUGUAGACAGUCCGAGACUAAACUCUUCGGGGAAGAUUGUGUAUCAGAGCCUUGAAAGAAGCUCGAGCAGUCCCAGUGGGACGAGUGGAGGAGGGUAUAGAAACAGAGGAGUGGAGAGAUCUUACAGUGCAAACGUGAGAGUGGCUCCUGUUCUAAAUGUUCCUGUUUGUUCAGUUAGAGGUGGUUCUGUAAUAUUCAGCCAGUUUUUCUCUGGAGCUUCGUCUCAACACAAUAGAACAGUGAAUGGCUCUAACCACAGAGCGUCGACACAUCACGGUGGUAUUAGUAGAGGACGUAACUCCACAGAUCGAGUAGGUAGCUAGUAUUAGUUGUUAGUUCAUGUGUCUUUGGUGUGUAGUAGAUAAAGAAUCUACACAUUUGUCUUAGUACUUCUGUGUAGUUUGUUUGGGGGGUUUGAGAGUUAAGAGAGAGUGAGGUUAACGCGUUGAGCUAAAGUAAUUGAAUGCGCGUGGGGUCAUGAGGAAAAUAGAUGCUCGUUGUGUGUGAGUGUGUGUAUCUACGCUCUCCCCACGUUGAAGCUUACUUAAGCUGUCUCUUUCAUCUGCCAUUUGUCGGUUUCUGAGUUUGGGAAAUGAUGCAGUUUUUUUUUUUUUUCAGAGACUUUUUUAUCACAUUUUUAUGUGGUUUAUUUAUUGUUUAAUUAAAGAAGGUUCGCUUUAAGCAGUAAUGGUUUGUAUCUAUUGGUAACUGGUUUGAUAUUUGGAA
This is a messenger RNA of Eruca vesicaria subsp. sativa (arugula), 1626 nucleotides long. The record is from the annotation of a GenBank genome assembly. NCBI's taxonomy places the organism in Eukaryota, Viridiplantae, Streptophyta, Magnoliopsida, Brassicales, Brassicaceae.